Messenger RNA from Mytilus trossulus (common blue mussel), 2012 nucleotides. RefSeq names its product 1-acyl-sn-glycerol-3-phosphate acyltransferase epsilon-like. The record is from RefSeq and is a predicted model, not a curated record. The coding region runs from base 30 to 965 and encodes 311 amino acids. Lineage: Eukaryota; Metazoa; Mollusca; Bivalvia; Mytilida; Mytilidae. The transcript has 8 exons. Gene Ontology annotation, molecular function: acyltransferase activity. Gene Ontology annotation, cellular component: endomembrane system; mitochondrion.
UUGGAGAUGAUGCCUUAUUUUCAAGCUACAUGAGAUUGACACUGUUCUUUUUCCAUAACUAUGUAAAAGCAAAGGUGUAUGUAUAUGGUGAUAUUGAAGAUAUACAGAAAAGAGAUGAAAAUGUCAUCUACCUUUCGAAUCACCAGUGUACAGUGGAUUGGAUUGUUGCCUGUAUGUUAUCAGAACAAAAACAAUGUACUGGCAAAGUCAGAUAUGUAAUGAAAAGUGGACUCAAAUAUCUACCAAUCUAUGGUUUCUACUGUUAUCAGCAUAGCUGUGUAUUUGUUGGUAGAAGUGGAAAAUUCAAUGGAGAAAAGUUUGUGAAAGAAUUACAGUAUCUAAAGAAUAAUAAAAUUCCUGUAUGGCUAGUUAUUUAUCCAGAAGGAACUCGUUAUAAUCCUGAACUAACUGAAGUAAUAGACAAAAGCAAAAAGUAUGCUCUUGAUUUAGGAUUUAAGGAAUUACAUCAUGUGCUUACACCAAGAAUAACAGCUUUGAAAUCUAGUUUAAGAGAGCUAAAAGACCAUGUAACCGCUGUUUAUGAUGUCACAAUUGCUUAUAGCAACACAUAUGAUACAGAAACAAGAGAGAGAACUCCAGCAUACGGAAUGCCAGAUUUUGUGAUGGGAAAAUCUCCAGAAAUUCAUAUGAAUGUUGAAAGAAUAAAUAUAAAAGAUAUACCAAUUGAGGAUAGCAAAUUACAACAAUGGUGCUAUAAACAGUUUGCCAAGAAAGACAGAAUUUUGACAGGAUUUUAUGAUCCCAACUCUAAUCUAUAUGAAAAGUUUCCAGGAGAGUCAUCUCUUCUGACAAUAAAACAAAGACAGACCAUACCAGCAUUUCUAUUUUAUACAACGACCUUAUUAACAGUUAUUUCAUAUAGUGAUGACUCGAGAGAUUUUUAUUUUAAAAGUUCUCUUUGUAUCAUGGUUGGAGGGCUUUUAUGGGUCUCAUUCAAAUCUUGAUGACAUUAAAAUAUAGGUGUUUUGAUAUUAUAUCUGUAAUGGGAUUAUUUAGUUAUUGUAUUUUUUUUCACUUUUGUUUCUUUUACAGAAAAAUUGAGAAUGGAAUGGAAUGUUCUUAGUUUGUCAAAAGGUAUAAAGAAUGACGAUAAUUUUUUAGAAAAAAUAAAAUAAAAUAUGAAAGGCAAUUAUUUUAACCCCUAGAAUUAAAAAACCCCACACAUAAUAUAAAACAUAUGAUAAACAAUAUCCUUCAGAUGUUCACAAGACGGAAAUCCGUCAAUUAUUAUUUGCUGUAGGUCCUGGGUUUUUUUUAUUAAGAAAAACUGCAAUAACUGGAAAAUUGCCUUAUUUAAGGACCUUCUUGUCAAUAUUUGUAUUGAGCACCAGUCUAGGUCAAAAAUAUUUGCUGCCACAAUGUCUUAUAUACAAAGAAAAUGAUAUGAAUAGGUAUCUUUCUAGAUAUCUUUCAUUUGAUAAAAUUUUUAGCUGUAUAUAUUAAUAACAAUUUUGUCAAUUUUGACAUGUUUAUGAUGCUAUGCAGUGAUGUCAUAAAUAAUAAAUAUGCAUGAAAAAAGGAAGACUUUUUGUUUAUCUGAAAAAUUAUAAUAAAUCAGAAGGAGUAGCAAAGUGUCUUGUAUUUGAACUAUAGUUUUAGGGCCCACAUAACGGUUGUAGCUCUUCAUACCUCCUUUUCAAUGUAUCUCAAUUAAGUGGAUUUUUACAGUCUUGUAAUUGUUAAUAUUGCUUUUGAAUAAUAAUAAUUAUUUACAUUCUUAUUGAAGUAAAAUAAGAACCAUAUUUUCAGGGAAUAGUAUGAAUCUCUUUAAACUCAGGUCAGUUUAUUUGAAUUUAAAAAUUAUUUUAUUGUAAUAUCAUUUGAUGAUGUAUGAUUUAUAAUCAACUUUAUUUGGUUAUUUAUUCAUGAUCAAGUAUAGAAUGACUGCCACUGAAGACACAAGUUUCAUUCAACUAGUCUUAAUUGUAUUAUUGUUAUUUAAACAUAAUUAUAUAUUUUACAUUUUUAUUUGUAUGUUUAAUGAGGUGCUA